This is a messenger RNA of Hippocampus comes (tiger tail seahorse), 533 nucleotides long. Its product is annotated as plexin-C1-like. The record is from RefSeq and is a predicted model, not a curated record. Gene Ontology annotation, molecular function: semaphorin receptor activity. The transcript is spliced from 4 exons. The coding region runs from base 58 to 480 and encodes 140 amino acids. Gene Ontology annotation, biological process: positive regulation of axonogenesis; negative regulation of cell adhesion; regulation of cell migration. NCBI's taxonomy places the organism in Eukaryota, Metazoa, Chordata, Actinopteri, Syngnathiformes, Syngnathidae. Gene Ontology annotation, cellular component: semaphorin receptor complex; plasma membrane.
AGUUUACCUCUGCGCUUCUGGGUGAACAUCCUCAAGAACCCCCAGUUUGUCUUCGACAUGGACAAAAGUCCCCACAUGGACGGAUGCUUGUCUGUCACCGCUCAGGCCUUCAUGGACUCCUUCUCCCUCAGCGACACGCAGCUCGGCAAGCACGCGCCCACCAACAAGCUGCUCUACGCCAAAGACAUUCCCAAGUUCAAGCAGGAGGUGAAGGCCUACUACCGGCAGAUCCGAGAGCAGCCGCCCAUCACCCGCGACGAGUUUCACAACUUCUUGCGGGAGGAGUCAAAGAAACACGAGAACGAGUUCAACGAAGGAGCGGCGCUUCGGGAGCUCUACAAGACCAUCCGGAGAUACUUCGCAGAGGUCACUGCCAAGCUGGAGGAGGACGGCGCCCCAGCUGAGGUGAGGGAGCAACUGCAACGGGUGAGCGAGACGUUUGAGGGACGCAGGAGCUGCGCCUGGAUGUCAAGCAACUAACGAGCCGCUGUCAAAAAAUGUUGCAACAAAUAAAACUGUACUACCAUCAAGUG